This is a messenger RNA of Trichoderma harzianum CBS 226.95, 730 nucleotides long. RefSeq lists its product as hypothetical. The transcript has 3 exons. The annotation marks the transcript as partial. Lineage: Eukaryota; Fungi; Ascomycota; Sordariomycetes; Hypocreales; Hypocreaceae. The record is from RefSeq and is a predicted model, not a curated record.
AACAAAACAGUGAACCCCCUGUGCCGAAACUCGCAGCGUUUGAGCAUUUCGCCACGCCUUUUUCCUGUCGAUCGCAUCAGGACUCUCAGGACCCUGAAAUCCCCAUCGCCAGCCUUCUCACCGCUGUGCCCAGGCGCCCACUCUGCUCCAAAUGUUAAAACCGGUAGGGCUCCUGCUCCUGCUCAUUCUUUGUGACUCGUUAGAUUUUUCUCUCUUCUACGGCUCUUUUGUUUCGCUGUCAGGGUCCUGCCCCACCGCACCCAGAGCUAUCCCGCUUCGCCUGCCCACUGAUUUUCGAUACUCGAACAAGCUCGUGCCUCAUCGUGGCUCCUGCGCACGCUGUGACAGGUACGUUACGUCCACCUCAGGGUACCCGCGCCGGGGGCUCAUGAGGGUCAAUGGAUCUUGGGUAAAUUGAGCUCUGUAGGUACUGCCGCUUCUUUUCUGGGUGCUUUGCCUCAACGAUUAACAGAUGCUGCCAACAUGCUCGUACAUAAUGGCACCAAAACUUGUCGCAGCCCUAUUCGCGGACCCCAACGACAUCCAUGUCAGCCACCGCUCACAUCAGACGACCGCGCCUCUCUUUGCACAGGUAGCCCGUUGAAAUAAAGUACGGCUGUUCCCCUGGACUGGCAAAACAGUUUCAUCGCUGGUAGAUCGCUCUACUUGUAACUGACGGGACUCUGAGAGAGAGAAAAAAGAGGAACAAGACAAGACGCCCGUCUCCGCU